AUGGAGGAAGAUGCGAGUAACAACAAUGGUGGCCUUCGACCCCUUUCACAACCUACACUUGCGUCGAGAUUCCCAUCAUUGAGGAGGCUGAAUUCCAGCGAACCAUACCGUCACAGGUCGCUGCCUCCAGGUGAACCAACAUCAUCUGAUGGCGAGAGCGAGACGACUUUCGCAGUAUUUCACGACGAUGGACCAGAUUAUCAUGUUGGACAUUAUGAUGGAGCCGAGUCAAUGGCCACAGGUCAAAGACCAGAAUCGCAGACCUCCUUUGCUCCCUCAUUCCGCACCAGAGACAGUCGGGUAUUCAGUGAUGACCACGACAUCGAUCGACACUCUGACCUACUGGCAAACCAAAGACUUCUAGCAGAGGGUUACAUGAACAACAAUGAUCCAUAUAUGGACCAACCCUCACCAGCAUACAACAUGUAUUCACAAGAAACACUAACAAGCACCAACUACAAUAAUGGUUAUCCUAAUGAAAAAUCCACUCUCGGCAUGCCACUUUACGAUCGCCCAGUAAGCUCGCAUUCGCAUCAAAGUUGGUGUACAUGCGACGAUGAUCAUGGUCAUGCUCAUAAUGAAGGCCCUCGAGGUCCAAACUUUGACAUAGAAGCGCAGAAGGAGCCUUCGACGCCUACACCAUUCCUACCUGCCGAGGAAAAGAAAGGUCCUCCAUCAGGCGUUAAAGGUCUCGGCGGUCCCGGUGGUCCUGGCGGUCCAGGAGGAAAAGGCCCAGGAGGACCAGGAGGCCCUCCAGGUGGUGGUCCGCCUGGCUUGCCACCUUUUCCUCCUGGAUUUCCAGAUGAGCUAAAGGUCUCCUUCGAAGGUCCCAACGAUCCCCUAAAUCCUAAGAACUGGCCCUCGAAGAAGAAAUGGGCCGCGACUGCCUGUAUUGCCAGUUUUACCUUCCUUUCACCUCUAGCUUCGUCCAUGAUUGCGCCUGCGCUUGAUCAAAUCAUGGAAGAUUUCGACAUCACAGCACGACUCGAGGCGCAAAUCACACUUUCUAUCUUCGUGCUGGCUUACGCCGUCGGUCCUAUGCUACUCGGUCCACUAUCCGAACUCUAUGGUCGUGUCAUAGUUUCGCAAUGCUCUAAUGUCUUCUUCCUGAUAUUCAACACGUUGUGCGGCUUUGCUCAAAGCAAGGAACAGCUGAUGGCAUUCCGAUUCCUGGCCGGUCUUGGUGGUUCUGCUCCCCUCGCGCUAGGUGGUGGUGUACUCGGCGAUAUCUUCAAACCAGAAGAGAGAGGAAAAGCCAUGGGUUUGUACGCGAUGGGUCCUUUGCUUGGUCCUGCCAUCGGUCCACUCAUAGGUGGUUGGGUUACUGAGUACUCAACCUGGCGAUGGAUGUUUUACGGUACAUCCGUCGUCAAUCUUAUCAUCCUGAUCGUCGGCAUCGUCUACUUCAAGGAAACGUAUGCGCCCUACCUACUCCACAAGAAAGCAAAGGCGAUCAGGAAGAAGACUGGUAAUGAGGGUUUCCGAGCCCCAGGCGAAGACGACUUGAACCAACCGGUAUACAAGAAGGUUGCUAAGACAAUGGGUCGUGCUUUCGGUAUGCUCUUCACUCAACCAAUCGUACAAGUCAUGGCGCUUUACAUGGCUUUCUCGUAUGGUAUCCUCUAUCUUAUGCUUUCUACCUACCCAGCACUAUGGAAGCAACAAUACGGUCAAUCUCCUGGCUUCGCUGGUUUGAACUACAUUUCUCUCGGACUGGGUUUCUUUCUCGGCGCUCCUCUCUGCGGCAAAGCCAACGACACAAUCUACAAGAAGCUCAAGGCGAAGGCUCCAGACGGUAAAGGUCAACCUGAAUUCCGUAUGCCACUUGUCAUCGUGCUCUCGACAUUUGUACCUAUAGGCCUCCUUGUCUACGGCUGGUCUGCUCAUGCGAAAACUCACUGGAUCUUUCCCAAUAUCGGCGCUUUUAUCUUCGCUGUCGGCACUAUUGCUGCCUUCCAGUGCGUCACCACCUACCUUGUCGAUACAUUUAUGCGAUUUGCAGCAUCUGCAGUCGCUGCCGUUACUGUUCUUCGGUCCCUGUUCGGCUUCGCGUUCCCAAUCUUCGCACCAGCCAUGUAUGAAUCUCUGGGCUACGGCUGGGGUAAUACAGUCCUAGCUAUCGCUGCUGUUGGUAUUGGUCUACCUACACCAAUUCUACUCUGGAUCUACGGCAAGAAACUACGACAGCGCUCAAGUAUGGCUAGAGAGGCUGCAGCUAUGAUGGCCAAGAUGGGUGGUCCCGGAGGUCCUGGUGGCCCUGGAGGGCCAGGUAAAGGGCCAGGCGGUCCAGGAGGACCUGGAAAAGGUGGAGAGGAUGUGAAAAAGGCUGCCGGACCUAAGCCCGAUCGAGCACCACCUACUCAGUGA
This is a messenger RNA of Lithohypha guttulata, 2367 nucleotides long. RefSeq lists its product as uncharacterized. The record is from RefSeq and is a predicted model, not a curated record. The transcript is spliced from 3 exons. Gene Ontology annotation, molecular function: transmembrane transporter activity. The coding region runs from base 1 to 2367 and encodes 788 amino acids. Gene Ontology annotation, biological process: transmembrane transport. Lineage: Eukaryota; Fungi; Ascomycota; Eurotiomycetes; Chaetothyriales; Trichomeriaceae.